Molecule: messenger RNA, 1317 nt
Organism: Triplophysa rosa
Lineage: Eukaryota; Metazoa; Chordata; Actinopteri; Cypriniformes; Nemacheilidae
Gene: vgll1l
Product: vestigial like family member 1
Exons: 4
Coding region: 170-793 (207 amino acids)
Biological process (GO): regulation of transcription by RNA polymerase II
Cellular component (GO): nucleus
Source: RefSeq, a predicted model, not a curated record
AGAAAGUGAACUAGUUUAUUUUAGUCUAACUUUUUUCAAAGAGAAACAUCAAGAAAAGCAACAGUUAGACAUUUAGCAGUGUAUUAUCUCUCAUGGAACAGGUGGAUAUUCCCAUUACCUCAUCAACUGAACUUAUUGCAGAUUUAUAGACUCGUUGUACUACCUAUAGAUGAUGGAGGAUCUCAGGAACCAGGUAGCUGAGAAGACUGAAGUGCAGUCAGGUAGUGUGCUUCUCACCUACUUUCAAGGAGACAUUAGCAGCAUGGUGGAUGAACAUUUCACUCGGGCACUCAGCAAAGCAACUAAACCGAAGGGAGAACGCUCUAAAAACAAACGAAACCAGAAAUCUGCUCAUACAAAUGAUUCAGAUCAAUGGGAAUCACAUUCACAAACAGUAUUCCAGUCCAUGUUUUCUCCAGAACGACUCCAGCGAGGAACAAGCAGCAAUCCUCAAUCAAGCCCUCAUGGGUCAUUGAAUCACCUUCCAAACAACGCCCUCAUUUGGCCCGGAGGUUCUAGACAGGACACAGGUCUGGUUCUGCCCCCCAUGGUUCACCCCUCAGCUGUAUCCACUGAGGGUUUGAAGGUGGCAGAACACAAGUACACUAAUUCUCUGUUAAACUUGCUUCACAAUGAUCAACCUGACAUUGGCUCAGUCAUGGUGGCCCCAUCCAAACAAGAGCUAAUAUCUGGAUGGACUAAGUAUCCUGGAUUCAGUAACCAGAUGAAUACUGAUAUCAGCUUUGAUUCUGGAGUGCAGGUGAUAGAAAAGAAGAAUAUUUAUUGGUAUUAAAUGAAGGUAAAUUGAGAUUUUAAUGAGAGGACAAGGAAUUCUGUCAUCUCUCUUUCGCUGAAGAAGUGACUUAAGGACUUUGCAAUGCUUAACCCGGAGGCUUCUGUGGGCAACCUGUUCAGAAACAAGCUCUGCGUGUACCACAGAAAAGAAGAUUGUACAAGAGUAUUGCCUCAGGCAAUUUGGUUGAAGACAUUUUACACGUACACAGAAACACACGCAAACAACAGAAUAAUCUGUAUUUUUCUACUGUAUAUGUCACAAAAUCAAAUGAGUUUUAUGCAUAUUAAGGAAUGAUUUAUCUUGUGCAACUGGGCACAUUUCUUGUUGUUGGAAGAUUUUACAGCACACGUCUGACAGACUCAUGAUCAAACCUGUUAGGCAGCCUGGUCUGGGCUUUAAAUAAACUUUGAAAAAUAUGAUUUGAAAAAUUAUCUGUUGACUUUAUUGAACUAUAUACUGACAUCUUAUUCUAUUCAGUAGUCUUAAAGAUAUUAGCAGAGUAUUUCUUCAUUUAUAUAUUA